This is a messenger RNA of Aspergillus uvarum CBS 121591, 2412 nucleotides long. Its product is annotated as 40S ribosomal RACK1 domain-containing protein. Lineage: Eukaryota; Fungi; Ascomycota; Eurotiomycetes; Eurotiales; Aspergillaceae. Gene Ontology annotation, molecular function: ribosome binding; protein kinase C binding; translation regulator activity. Gene Ontology annotation, cellular component: nucleus; cytosol; mitochondrion. The coding region runs from base 1 to 2412 and encodes 803 amino acids. The record is from RefSeq and is a predicted model, not a curated record. Gene Ontology annotation, biological process: positive regulation of protein phosphorylation; protein-FAD linkage; rescue of stalled cytosolic ribosome. The transcript is spliced from 10 exons.
AUGAGGUCUCUCCUCGGCCUUCUAUUCCUUCUCUUUGUUCAACUCUCUACCGCCCUCAAGUUUGACCUGUCUGCCGUCAGUGGAAAGAAUGAACGCUGUAUCCGCAACUUCGUCUUCAAGGACCAGCUGGUCGUAGUCACUGCCAUUGUCAGCGGCAACAAGGGUGACGGACAAGUGGUCAACAUGCACAUCAAGGAUGCCCUGGGCAAUGAGCACGGUCGUCCCAAGGACAUUGCUGGAGAGACUCGCCAGGCCUUCACUGCCCCUGCCGACACUGCCUUCGAUGUUUGCUUCGACAACCAGCUGACCACUCGCCACGCUAUUCCCAACCCUUACAAGUCGAUCGAGCUCGACGUCGAGAUCGGUGCCGACGCCCGCGACUGGUCCAGCAUCCAGGUUCAGGAGAAGCUCAAGCCCGUCGAGACCGACCUCCGUCGCAUCGAGGAGAUGGUCGCGGAGAUCGUUAGCGAGAUGGAAUACCUGCGCGCCCGUGAGCAGAAGCUGCGCGACACCAACGAGAGCACGAACGAGCGUGUCAAGUGGUUCGCUUUCGGCACUAUGGGCAUGUUGGUUGGGUUGGGCGCUUGGCAGGUGGUCUAUCUGCGGGCCUACUUCCGGUCUGUGAAGGAUCGCGCUCCCUCGACCGCGCCCCAGCACCGAGAGAACGAGAUCAACAAGCCCCACAAUCCCAAUGUCCCCAACACGACCUCCACGAUGACCAAGGACUUCCCCAAGGUGGGCGCCAAGUCUGCGCCGCCGGACCUCGUGGGCGCCGUCGACCCGAACUACAAGCCGGCGGACCCGUACCCCGGCAAGGUUGAGCAUUUCACCGGCGGGCGCGAGGAGACUGGGGCGCAGAAGCCGGAGCUGGGAGUCGGAGAGAUGGAGGGUAUCACCUUCCGGGUUGAGCCUCUCCGCCGCUCGGGAGAGGAUGUAACGACCAUGCGCGCGCGGUUGUUGUAUCAGAGCAGAAAGCGCGGCAUCCUCGAGUCCGACCUACUGCUGUCGACCUUCGCCGACGUCUACCUGGGCAAGAUGGACCAGGCACAGCUGCAGGAAUACGACCGCUUCCUCGACGAGAACGACUGGGACAUCUACUACUGGGCUACGCAGGAUCCCCCGGCCGAUGGCGGCGAGCAGUCCCCUUCCUCCACGGCCCAGGGGGCCCAGGAUACCGUCACCGAGACUUGGAAGCAGACUGGGGCCAAGAGCGGCGAGUGGGCGCAGACCGUGGGCGCCUACAAGGCUGCAUACCGGCCCGUGCCGUCGCGAUGGAAGGAGUCGAAGGUGCUGGAGCUGCUGCGGGCGCAUGUGCGCGACAACAGCGCCACGGGCUUUCAUGCGGCGAAGAGUAAGAAGACGGGGGGUGCUGGGUUGGGUCGCAUGCCUAAUGUGCAGAGUCAAGGACAAUUGCUCCGCCCGCGUUCAUCCCUCUCUCCUCAUCGUCACCCAGACUCCAACAUGGCUGAGCAACUGGUCCUCCGCGGCACCCUCGAGGGUCACAAUGGCUGGGUUACCUCCCUGGCUACCUCCCUGGAGAACCCCAACAUGCUGCUCUCCGCCAGUCGCGACAAGACCCUGAUCAUCUGGAACCUUACUCGCGAUGAGCAGGCCUACGGUUACCCCAAGCGCAGCCUUGAGGGCCACUCUCACAUCGUCUCUGACUGUGUGAUCUCCUCCGACGGUGCCUACGCUCUGUCUUCCUCCUGGGACAAGACCCUCCGCCUGUGGGAGCUCUCCACUGGUGAGACCACCCGCAAGUUCGUCGGCCACACCAACGACGUCCUCUCCGUCUCCUUCUCUGCCGACAACCGUCAGAUUGUCUCCGCUUCCCGUGACCGCUCCAUCAAGCUCUGGAACACCCUCGGUGACUGCAAGUUCACCAUCACCGACAAGGGUCACUCCGAGUGGGUCUCCUGCGUUCGCUUCAGCCCCAACCCCCAGAACCCCGUCAUCGUCUCCGCCGGUUGGGACAAGCUCGUCAAGGUUUGGGAGCUCGCUUCCUGCCGUCUCCAGACCGAUCACAUCGGUCACACCGGUUACAUCAACACCGUUACCAUCUCCCCCGAUGGAUCCCUCUGCGCCUCCGGUGGCAAGGACGGUACCACCAUGCUCUGGGAUCUCAACGAGUCCAAGCACCUCUACUCCCUCCAGGCCGGUGACGAGAUCCACGCCCUCGUCUUCUCCCCCAACCGCUACUGGCUCUGCGCUGCUACCGCCAGCAGCAUCACCAUCUUCGACCUCGAGAAGAAGAGCAAGGUUGACGAGCUCAAGCCCGAGUUCAUCGAGAAGGGCAAGAAGAGCCGCGAGCCCGAGUGCAUCAGCUUGGCCUGGAGCGCUGAUGGCCAGACUCUGUUCGCUGGUUACACUGACAACAAGAUCCGUGCCUGGGGUGUCAUGUCGCGGGCAUAA